AUGGUCAUCCAGAUGCAGGCCAAGGUCUCCUGGAAGUUACUUUGGAAAAUCACCUUUGUCUUAGGUUUGAACUUGGGGCUCAGAUUCACAGUGCUGCUCAGGAAAACUGGCCAGGCGCCUCCCGGAAAAAUCAAGAACCACAGCAGGACCCUGCGGGGAGGAAGACAGGUGCGGACGCUGUUUGUCAGCGGGCUCCCUGUGGACAUCAAACCCAGAGAGCUCUACCUGCUCUUCCGGCCGUUCAAGGGAUACGAAGGGUCCCUCAUCAAGCUCACCUCCAGACAGCCUGUUGGUUUUGUGAUCUUUGACAGCCGGGCAGGCGCAGAAGCGGCCAAGAACGCACUGAACGGUAUUCGCUUUGAUCCUGAGAACCCGCAGACCUUGAGGCUAGAAUUCGCCAAAGCCAACACCAAGAUGGCGAAGAGCAAGCUGAUGGCGACACCAAAUCCUAGCAGCAUUCACCCGGCCCUGGGAGCGCAUUUCAUCACGAGGGACCCCUAUGACCUGAUGGGUGCUGCUCUGAUCCCUGCGUCCCCAGAGGCCUGGGCCCCUUACCCUCUGUACAGCACGGAGCUGACGCCAGCCAUCUCUCACGGUGCCUUCGCUUACCCAGCUGCCACUGCGGCUGCCACCCUGCAUGCCCAGAUGCGCUGGUUCCCGUCCUCAGACGCCGCCCAGCAGGGAUGGAAACACCGCCAGUUUUGCUAGCGCGGCUGUCUUGUCCGGGAGCGGACGGGCCGUGGGUGGGGCCAGCACGGCCUGUGCAGAGCUCCUGCUGCCUCCGGAGACGGCGGCUCCUACAGCUGUGGCUCGCGGACAGCGUCCCGUGUCCCCCCCUCGGCCCUGUGCCACCCAGGCCCCCGCCCUGAUGUGCUCCUUUCUGUAGCUGCCCCACAGGGAGGCGAGGCGUUUAGUUUUGCACGUUUUCUGGCUCGAACGAAGACACUUCGCCUGUGUACAUGUGAGUGUCGUUUGUGUUCGCUCCGUUGCCGUGGCGUGGGUCCUGGCACUGUCCUCCCGGUGCCGGGCCCUGCAGCCGCGCCCGCCGGGGGCCCGCCCCGAAGUCGCCACGGCGCACCCCACCCCACUGCUCUGUCCAAGCCUCGAAACCAAAACGUGGAACGUAUUUUUGUACCCUGUGUGAGAAAAUAUUUAUGCAUCAUAAAGGAUUUUUCAUGUGUGUACCAUUUAAUUAUUAAAGAGGCCUCGUCGCCCUGUCAGGGAAGUUCAGUGUUUAGUUUGAAGCGUGAAGGAGCAGCGGUUUCCGUCCGUCCGCGGUGAGCCCCGCGGCAGGCGCGGCUGAAGGCGAAGUCCUGCAGUUUUAUUUUGCGUUGUGAGCGCGCCGCGCUGUACCUUUGGUUGUGGCCGCGACUGUCCUGCCGUGGCAGACGUGGGGGACAAGGUGGCCGUUGUACUUGCUGAUCCUGUGAGAAUGUGAAACUGGGUAAUAUAUGAAAAUAUGAAAUAAAAGUCUCGAAAGCGAC
Chinchilla lanigera (long-tailed chinchilla) is the source of this 1484-nucleotide messenger RNA. RefSeq names its product RNA binding protein with multiple splicing 2 (gene Rbpms2). Gene Ontology annotation, cellular component: cytoplasm. Gene Ontology annotation, biological process: negative regulation of smooth muscle cell differentiation. Lineage: Eukaryota; Metazoa; Chordata; Mammalia; Rodentia; Chinchillidae. Gene Ontology annotation, molecular function: protein homodimerization activity; mRNA binding. The record is from RefSeq and is a predicted model, not a curated record. The transcript is spliced from 9 exons. The coding region runs from base 1 to 708 and encodes 235 amino acids.